Labrus bergylta (ballan wrasse) is the source of this 1389-nucleotide messenger RNA. Its product is annotated as reticulon-4 receptor-like 2. NCBI's taxonomy places the organism in Eukaryota, Metazoa, Chordata, Actinopteri, Labriformes, Labridae. Gene Ontology annotation, molecular function: protein binding. Gene Ontology annotation, cellular component: extracellular matrix. The record is from RefSeq and is a predicted model, not a curated record.
UCUGUCGCUGCGUCCGUCUCUGAGAGCAGCAUCUCUCUCUCUCUUUGUCUGAGUCCAGCCGUCGUCAUCAUCAUCAUCAUCAGCGAGGACAGAGGACAAACGAUGCUCCAGUAUGAAGACUUCUUACAUCAGAGGAGAUUCUUCUUUGAUGAAAAGCAGCGAGAACCACAGAUUUAAACUCCCCAUCUCAUUUCAACAUCCCGCUCUUUAAACUCUCCUCUCAACAAGCUGCUGUGUCCCUCCUCUUCCAGAGAAACAUGAGUCUCCUUUUCCCACCAUUCCUCUUCUUCCUGCUUGCCUUUCUCUCCCCGCCGUCCCUUCUUCCAUCCGUCGAGGGUUUGCGUCUGUGUCCGUACAAGUGCAUGUGUUACGAGCACGCCGACCUCGUGGACUGCCACAGUCGAGGGUUCGAGCACGUUCCCAGAGGCCUCCCGCACGGCACGUGGCUGCUGGAGCUCGGAGGAAACAACCUGAGUGAGAUCUGCACCCGGGCGUUCACUGGACUGUGGUCGCUGCGGGUGCUGGUGCUGACCAACAGCCAGAUCAGAGACAUACAACCACAGGCUUUUUUCUCUUUGUCCUUCCUGGAAAACUGGAUCUCAGUUGGAACCAGUUAACCUCUCUACCAGUCGACUUCUCCACCAGUCUGUCUGCCAUCAGAGAGCUGCGACUGGAGCACAACAACCUGCAUCAUAUUUCUGGAUACAGCCUGGAGAAUCUGGACAACAUGGAGAAGCUGGACCUGAGUCAUAACGAGCUGGUGUCGGUCGGCCCCGGUGUGUUCAGGGGCCUCUCGCGGCUCCGGCAGCUCUACCUUCACAACAACAGACUGACGGUGGUGCAACACGGGAGCCUGGAUAUGCUGCCUGGACUGGAGAUGCUCCAGCUGAGUAACAACAACAUCUCUCAGAUCGACAGCGACGCUCUGGCUCCUCUCUACAGCCUGGCGGUCCUCGCUCUGGACGGAAACAACCUGCAUCACCUCAAGUUUAAAACCUUCAUCAGCCUGCACACAACAGCUACACACAUCCAGCUGUCAGGUAACCCGUGGAGCUGCGACUGCGAGCUGCAUCGCGUCUUCAGUAAGAUCUUACACGUCCGACACCUCCACAUCGACGACUAUCGCAACGUGACGUGCCGGGACCCGCCGCAGCUAGCGGGGGCUUCGCUGGCCUGGGUGGACAGCCAGCUCUGUGUGGCAGAAACAGCCACCGUGCUCGUCAUCACCGUCACCGUGCUGGUCACCGUGGUGGCUGCUCUGGUGAUGGCGGAGAGGACCAGGAAGAGGAACCGCGGGAAAAACUGGGAGACGGAGUCGCAGGCACAAACUUAGAGCCUGAAAGAGAAUUUAAAAAAAAGUGAAGGAUAAAGACGAGUAAGGACGGUGUG